Messenger RNA from Brienomyrus brachyistius, 7623 nucleotides. RefSeq names its product membrane associated guanylate kinase, WW and PDZ domain containing 1b (gene magi1b). The transcript has 23 exons. NCBI's taxonomy places the organism in Eukaryota, Metazoa, Chordata, Actinopteri, Osteoglossiformes, Mormyridae. Gene Ontology annotation, cellular component: cytoplasm. Gene Ontology annotation, biological process: signal transduction. Bases 519 to 5453 code for a protein of 1644 amino acids. The record is from RefSeq and is a predicted model, not a curated record. Gene Ontology annotation, molecular function: protein binding.
UCCCGAUCGCUGGGACAAACAGUAGAAUGAAAUAUAAGCAAACGAUCGGCGACGCAGUACCUGCUUAAAGGAACCGUGAUCGCUGGAAACCACGAACGCAGAUAGUGAGUGGAUUUGGUGAAUGCUUUUAUUCUCUCUGUGCGGGCUUGAAGAAGGAAUCGUGAAAAGUGUUGGUCAAGAAAAAAAGUAGGAAAAAGCUGCGUAGAGAACAAGUGUGGAUGUUAAUGAAAGUAAACCUGGCGGUACAAGAAGGAUCAAGAUGUAGAAGAUGAGACACCGGGGACAUAAAAGCUGGCGAAAAAACUACGUGAAGGUGGAUAUUAGAUGAGAAUGGCUUGAUUGUGCUGAUGACAGUUUAUGUUACGAUUGGGAUCGUUGUAUUGCCAGAAGGAAAUAAAGUUUUCAGCCUUCUUCUGUAGAUUAGCAUCUUAUUUUCUUCCGUCCCCGUAAGCAGCCGUGGGACCACCUGUUUUUUUUUUUUUUUUUUUUUUUUUUUUUUUUAUCGGACUUGAAUCACCAUGUCCCGUGUGGUACAGAAGAAGAACCACUGGAGCAGCAAACUUACGGAGAGUUGGCUGUGCAGAGACGCGCGGGGGGAUCUGCAUGCGGAGUUGUGCGGCGGCGCCGAGAAGGGCGAAUUCUCCUAUGUGGGUGACAUCAACCAGGAUUUAGUGACAUAUGAGUACGGUGGACUGACCGAGGGGGAAUUAAUAUUGGAGGUAGAAGGCCUUUCGGUGUCUGGAUUGCCCCUGUAUGAUGUGCUGGAAGUGGUGAAGAAUUGCAAAGGUCCAGUUCGAUUCAGGACUGUCAGACAAGGAAGCAAGCUGAAUAAGGACUUGAAGCACUAUCUCAGUCAGAGGUUUCCGAAGACGUCCCCGGACUACGAGCUGCAGCAGACCAUCAGAGACAACCUGUACCGCCACGCUGUGCCCUGUACAACCCGCGCCCCGCGGAACGGAGAGGUCCCUGGUGUGGAUUACAACUUCUUGUCUGUGCAGGACUUCCUGAAACUUGAAAAGAGUGGAACUCUGCUUGAGAUUGGGACAUAUGAAGGUAACUAUUAUGGAACUCCCAAGCCGCCAAGCCAGCCCCCCAGUGGCAGAGUGAUUACCAGUGAUGCUUUGCAAGACAGCAGUCCCAGCUCCCCACUCUCCACCUCCCGGCGCUCUAAGUCCUAUAAUGACAUGCAAAAUGCUGGAAUAGUGUCUCCAGAAAAUGAAGAGGAUGCUGACGAGCUGCCUGAAAUGAGCAGUAGCUUCACAGGAGACUCGAGUGAACCGGACGAGCAGCCCAGCGUGCGCCUGCCCCCGUCCCGCGAGAGUGCCCCCUCCUACGGUGUCAACAACGCUCCGCUGCUAGCCACGGACAGCUCCCGGCAGACACACAGCCAACUGCGGCUCCCCGAAGAGGACCUGUUAGGGCCCCUGCCAGACAACUGGGAGAUGGCCUACACCGAGAACGGAGAGGUCUACUUCAUAGACCACAACACAAAGACAACAUCCUGGAUAGACCCCCGAUGUCUGGAGAAACCACAGAAGCCUCUGGAAGAAUGCGAAGACGAUGAAGGCGUACAUACUGAAGAGCUGGACAAUGAGCUAGAGCUUCCAUCUGGUUGGGAGAAGAUAGACGACCCUGUAUAUGGAGUGUAUUACGUCGACCACAUAAACAGGAAGACGCAGUAUGAGAACCCCAUCCUGGAAGCCAAGAGGAAAAAGCAGCUCGGUCAGCAGCCAGCAGAAGAGUGGAUAGAGGAGCGUUCUUCAGCUGGGCCACCUCUGGCCAACUUCCCCAACAACCACCAGGAGACAUACCGGGAUCCACAGGCGGCACCCCCUCUUCCACCUCCGCUGGGGGCCAAACGCGGGAAACCCUUCUUCACAAGGAACCCAGCCGAGCUGAAGGGGACCUUCAUCCACACCAAGCUGAAGAAGAGUCGCCGGGGAUUUGGCUUCACGGUGGUAGGCGGCGACGAGCCAGAUGAGUUCCUGCAGAUCAAGAGUUUGGUGCUAGAUGGACCUGCUGCUCUGGAUGGAAAGAUGGAGACUGGUGACGUGAUCGUCAGUGUGAACGAGACCUGCGUCCUGGGCUACACGCACUCACAGGUGGUGAAGAUCUUCCAGUCCAUCCCCAUCGGCUCCAUGGUUGAUCUUGAACUUUGCCGGGGCUACCCCUUACCGUUUGACCCUGACGAUCCCAAUACUAGCCUGGUCACAUCAGUAGCCAUACUGGACAAGGAGCCCAUCAUUGUGAAUGGGCAGGAAAGCUACGACUCUCCCACCAGCCGCGGAAGCCAGCCGGGUGGCGGCAUGAACGGUGCCAAGGAGCCCCGACCCUACAGUCCGUCUGCCGAGGUUGCGGCUGAUGGCACGGCCGCUUACCCCAGCGACGUCGUGACUCUUGCGUCCUCCAUUGCCACGCAGCCCGAGCUCAUCACCGUACACAUGGAAAAGGGCGAAAAGGGCUUUGGAUUUACCAUCGCCGACAGCCCCACUGGGGGCGGCCAGAGGGUCAAACAGAUCGUCGAUUAUCCCCGCUGCCGUGGCCUGAAGGAGGGGGACAUUCUGGUGGAGGUGAACAAGAGGAACGUUCAGAGCAUGACUCACAACCAGGUGGUGGACCUGCUGAGCAAGUGUCCCAAAGGAAGUGAGGUCACCAUGCUGGUGCAGAGAGGGGCGGCGCCAGCGAAGAGGAGCCCCAAGCUGCCACAGCAUCAGCAGUUGGAGAGGAGGGACAGCCAGGGCAGCUCGCAGCACAGCCUCUCCAGCCAUCGCAGCACCCACACUGACUCGCCAGUGCACACUAUCCCAGCCCCAGCCAGCGAGAGUGCCCCGCCCCCUCUGCCUCCCGGCCCGCUCCCUCAGGACCCGGUCGACGCCAUGGCACAGAAGAAGCCCGACCCGUUUAAAAUCUGGGCCCAGUCCAGGAGCAUGUACGAAAGUCGAUUGCCAGAUUUCCAAGAGCAGGACAUCUUCUUGUGGAGGAAGGACACAGGGUUUGGAUUCCGCAUCCUGGGGGGCAACGAGCCCGGCGAGCCGAUUUACAUCGGACACAUCGUGAAGUACGGGGCGGCAGACGAAGACGGCCGUCUGCGCUCGGGAGACGAGCUGAUCUGCGUGGACGGCACGGCCGUGGUGGGCAAGUCCCACCAACUGGUAGUACAACUGAUGCAGCAGGCGGCUAAGCAGGGCCACGUCAACCUGACUGUCAGGCGGAAGACGGGAUUUGGAGUGUCGAAGCUGGAUGGCGAGGUGCCCCCAUCGCCGGCCUCAUCGCACCACAGCAGCACCCAGGCCCCCUCGCUGACGGAGGAGAAGCGCACGCCACAGGGCAGCCAGAACUCGCUGAACACUGUGAGUUCGGGCAGCGGCAGCACCAGCGGUAUCGGUAGCGGCGGGGGUGGCGGCAGCGCGGGUGGCGUGGUGCCCAUCGCCGUGCAACCCUACGAUGUGGAGAUCCGGCGUGGCGAGAACGAGGGCUUCGGCUUCGUCAUCGUGUCCUCGGUGUCCCGGCCCGACGCGGGCACCACCUUCGCUGGAAAUACGUGUGUGGCCAUGCCCCACAAAAUAGGCCGCAUCAUCGAAGGAAGCCCGGCCGACCGCUGCGGGAAGCUGAAGGUUGGCGACCGCAUCUUGGCCGUCAACGGCUGCUCCAUCACCAACAAGUCCCACUCUGACAUCGUAAACCUCAUCAAGGAGGCCGGGAAAACUGUCACACUGAGGAUCAUUCCUGGGGAUGAGUCCUCCAAUGCGUCGCUGCUGACCAAUGCGGAGAAGAUCGCCACCAUCACCACCACGCACACCGCACAGCAGCAGGCCCUGCCGGACUUAAGAAACAACACGAAACCGAAACAGGAGUCGUUCGAAUUUAAGCCACAAGCUUCUCAACUGUCGGCUCAGGCGCAAGUGCCGACCCAGGAAGCAGAGUACUACUCUGUGGAUCUGGAGCGUGACACUAAAGGAUUUGGCUUCAGCCUCCGGGGAGGUCGCGAGUACAACAUGGACCUUUACGUUCUGCGGCUGGCCGAGGACGGAGCGGCAGUCCGCAACGGCAAAAUGAGGGUGGGCGAUGAGAUCCUGGAGAUCAACGGGGAAAGCACAAAGAACAUGAAGCAUGCCCGGGCCAUCGAGCUGAUCAAGAACGGCGGCCGGAGGGCGCGCCUCGUCCUCAAGAGGGGGGAUGGCUCUGUGCCUGAAUAUGACGCCAGCAAUGACGGCAACAAUCCCACCACCAGUACACAAAAUGUUUCGGAAGUGAAAACAUUACCACCAAACACUCGAUUACACGCGUCAUCGGAGUCCAGUUCUGCAGCAAACCUUCACAAAUCAUCACGGGAGGAGGACAAGAGGACGAGAGAGGAACUGGAGAGCAAGGAACAUGGCCGGCACUCCCACCAGCACCACCAUGGCACAGGCAGACAGGGCAACCAUUCCGGCCACCACUACCACUCCCCCGACAAGAAGGGCACCCACCACCGGCGGGGGAGGAGGUCGGAGGAGAGCUCUGACACCAGGAGGCGUAGUGGCGGCCAUGACAGGAGACACGACCACCACCACCGGAGGCAUCACUCUCCUGAAAGCAGGAAGCACAAGACUUAUAGUGCAGAGAGGCCUUCGAACCAAUAUGAGAGGAGACACGGACACCAUCGCUCCCACCACCAUGGCCACCACCCGAGUCACCACCACACCUCACAUUACCAGCAGCAUCGUCGGCAUCAUUCACCCCAACGCAAGGGCUCCCUGGAUAGACACUCAAAUGGCAAUCCAUCAACCGAGUACACAAGGGAGCCAAAUACAUAUAGGCAACGAGCUCGCUCCGUCGACCAGCUCCUGGACCCAUCUGCAGAGAGAACGAGAAACAGGCUUUCUGACGAGCUUCCCAAGCUUGAGCAAUCCAUGCAGAACGACCCCCAUGCUGUCGACCGUUACAGGGAGAACACCUCAUUCAUGGAACCACCUGCUGUUGAUCGUUACAGGCAGGACACUUCAUUCAUGGAACCACCUGCUGUCGACCGAUUUAGAGACAACGUCAAGAACCCACCAGCUAUUGACCAUUAUAGAGAGAACGUCUUUGAGAGUAACACACCUGCCAUUGACCGUUACAGAGAGAAUAACCUUCAAAGAGACCAUCCCCGCAUGCCGUGGGAAGACGCAUCAGCCAGGGCCAGCUCACCGUACAACACCUACAAGACAAACAGUCUACUGAGGGAACCAUCGCCCGACCAGAGUGACAGGCUUGGGCAAAUCCUGGACGACCGUUUGUCUGAGGUAUCUUACAACUCGGAAAGCCUUCCUCGAGGGUCGUCCCUGGAAGGAGACUACCCGGUGGAGACGGCCGCUUCCAGGAUGAAGGAGUUGCAUGGCACACUGAGACCCAACGGCAGCCUAGGUUCCCAGAAGCUCCUCGAGCCCAAGAGGAAACCCUACAAAGAGAACCCCAGUGACCUCAGCAUUUGAUAGGACCCCCAAGCUGCUACCUGUGCUCGUCCAGACACGCCCUGCUGCCAUGGAAAAUGUGGACCCCGCAAACUGAAGUGACUGCUCCGACAUUACACCCCCCCCCCCCCCCCAUUUUGAAUAUGUACCGACCCUGAGGUACAUCAUUCCUUUACUUUUCGGUUAUGAGUUGCCUCUUGCGGGCUAUUAAUUUGAAUUUGUAUGUGUUGUAUAUUUGUGUGAAUUUUAUAAAACAGCAAGAAAGUAUGUGCCUAAAAGUGCUGUAGAUGAUACUUUUUCACAAAAGAAAGGCUUUUUAAGCAGCCAUCUGGUUGCAUCUCCCCCUCCCCACCACGAGAAGCCGCACGUGUUCACACACCAAAUAUCAUCUGCUCUGCAUGUCUUAUUUUUGUGUCCAUUUCCCUGGAUCUGUUAGCGUUUGGUCGCUGUAGAGCACAAGUUAUGGGUUUUUUGUCUUUUUUCCCCCAACAUUUGCAGAAUGUGUGCAUUCAAAUUAGUGAUCAAAUGAUCAGAUCUGUUUUUAAAACAUUGAUGGGAAAAAAAAACCAGAAGCUAUGAUAUUGUUAAAAAUAAUAUAUUCUAAUUCUGCUAAGUAUUUGUCUGAAUAUUUAUUGAAGGGUGAAGGAGCCCAUAGAAUGGCACUGUCUAACGCUUAGGUAUUUAAACCACAGAACCAAAUGCUUUGACUUAUCAAGUUAUUAUCGAUUUAAUGUCUACUGAUGUUUACUGCUGUACAUAGUCUACCUGUUGUCUAACCAUUCUCCCAGUAACAAAUUCAUGGCAUGUCCUCAUUGUAUGGUAGUCCAGUUUAUCAGAUUCAUAAUGACCAGAUUCACUGUUCCUUGUGUGGUAACCACCCCCCGCCCCCCCACAUCUGCUCAUAAACUUGAUUUCUGUGAUAUUCCGCACACAUCAAAUUGCAGGACAUUUCUAAAUAUAGCGAUCGAAGAGGGCAAGCUGAGUAACUGAGGAUUACUCCUUAGGAUUCACCAAAGUUCCCAUAUUCUUUUACCUUGUAUUUCCAAACAAUACUGUAAACUUAGCGCGUUACUGUGACAGAGAAAGUUUGUAAAUGAAUAAUUUUUGUAGAAAACCGUAACAUAAAGGUCUUUGGGCUCUUCACGUACUACACUGUACCUUCUGCACAUGCAUGACCAGCGGGAAUUCGCCCUAACUGAUCCUAAGAGUGUUGACUACAUUGUACGACCCCACCUCAAGUCUGCCCAGGAAACGGUUUGUCGAUGCAUUUUAGUUGGGUUCCACUUCCACCCAAGCAGCCUUUGGUGCAUGUGUGUGUGAGAGUGGGGGGAGGAUGUUUUAUAUCGUGAUCCAUCUGGUCACGUCAAACGCAACUCAGCUUUGGCACCCAACAAAUUGACUGAUCGGCUUCGCUUGACAGACACUGUUUUGGGCAGGGCAGGGAGCUGUGGGAUCACUUUGGCGCCCCCUGCUGCACAUCUCCAAUAUAUAUUAUGUCACCUUCUGCAUUACAAGGACAACUGCGCAAAAAGCAUUGCGAGUUUUAUCACUGUUGUUGCUAUGGUACUGUAAUUAAAUUAAACACUCAGCCAUCACCUGUACAAAAUUUACUGUCUGAUUAAUAGGAUCCUGGUGGCAAGAAAGCUGUUGCCUUUUUCUUGUAUAAAAGAGACUUUCUAACAAAGCUUGUCUGUGAAGAAUGUGGUAUGUGUUUAUAUUUCCGAAAUGAAACAAGUGAUUUGUUGAAAAUAUUUUAAUGUAUUUUGAAUCAGGUAUGUAAAGCUGUUUUAUGAAAUCUGGCAUAUUUGGUUGGGUUUGAAUUUCCUUUUAACAGGCCUGCUAACAUAUUAUAAAGACAUUGUAUGCAGUAUUUUUUUUUUGUUUUGUUUUGUUUUUUUUCUUGCAAUUUGCUCUGAACAUAAUGCUCUCCAGUGUGUCAAUUAAGAACCAGUAUAUGGGCCAAUCUUUUUUAUGAAACACUAUGCAUAUAGAAAUUACAUAAUCGAUAGCUUUGUUUGAACAAUAAAGCCACCUGUAACACAAUGUACGUCAGACAUUGCAUUAGCUGUAGCGGUAGAUCAACUGGGUAAAAGCUUCUUUCCUGAGACUGGACUGCAAUGUAUAUGUAGCUGUCAGAGAGAAGUCUGUGAAUGCUAUUUUUAUUAUCAAUAAAGUUUUCCAUGGAAAUUCA